Molecule: messenger RNA, 876 nt
Organism: Camellia sinensis
Lineage: Eukaryota; Viridiplantae; Streptophyta; Magnoliopsida; Ericales; Theaceae
Source: RefSeq, a predicted model, not a curated record
ACAUCUCUCUCUCUAUAUAUAGCUCUCAAAUUGGAUCGCAGCUCUUCACAACCAAAAGCACUACUAUACUACUCUUCUAUUCUUCAUUUCCCAAAUCACUCUCUUUGCUCUUUGUUGUUUGCUCUUUCAUUCCCUUUGCUUUUCAAUGGCCACUGUUGAGGUUACAAGCGUGGUGACAGCAUUGCCUGAAAAUGAAACAACAGAGGUGAGCAAGACCCAAGAGACUCAGCCAGAGGAAACCGUGGUUGCUCCAGCAGCCCCAGUCCCAGAGGCAGAGCCAGUGGCUGCUGAAGAACCAAAGGAGGAGGUUGCAGCAGCAACAGAAGAAGCACCAGCAGCAGUCCUGCCGGAGGUUGAAGUCGAGAGCAAGGAAGUUGUUGAGGAACCUGAAGUUGCUGCUGAAGAGCCAGUGGUGGUGGUUGAGGAGGAGAAACCAGCAGAAGAAGUGGUUCCAGAGGUGAAGCAAGAAGAGGCUGCCGUUGUUGCUGAAGAAGAGGCCAAAGAAGAAACUGCUACCAAUGUACCAGCACCGGUAUCGGUCCCAGCUGCUGAAGAAGAGAAAGCAAGUGAAGCAGUAGUUGAGGAGAAAACAGAAGUUCCAGCAGUUGACAAGGCUGAGGAAUAGAAUAUGAUGUGGUUCUGCAAUAGUGGGGGUGUUCUAGGGGCUUGCAUGUUAAGUUGCUUUUUUCUUUUUUUAUUUGAAGUUUUUAAUUUCAUUUAGUUGUUUUUUUCUUCUUUUUUUUAUUUUCAAUUUUAAAAAUUAUAACUAUUGUGAUGGUUUUUGGGAGCUAAAAUUAUUAAUAUUUGAUUAUCACUUGUGUGCAUGUCAACAUACUUGGAGGAGUGAAGGGUAGAACAUGGAUUUUAGUUCCAAGA